Aspergillus bombycis is the source of this 1527-nucleotide messenger RNA. RefSeq lists its product as uncharacterized. Gene Ontology annotation, molecular function: ribonuclease III activity. NCBI's taxonomy places the organism in Eukaryota, Fungi, Ascomycota, Eurotiomycetes, Eurotiales, Aspergillaceae. The record is from RefSeq and is a predicted model, not a curated record. The transcript is spliced from 4 exons. Bases 1 to 1527 code for a protein of 508 amino acids. Gene Ontology annotation, biological process: RNA processing.
AUGAACAUCGAUAGCCACAUUCAACAAGUCGCAUAUAUUCUAGGCUACCGAACGGAGCCACAGACCCACCUUUCCAAAGCUCUUAUGGCCCCUGGGACUCACGGAGAACAGUUGGUAGAUUGUGGAAUAGACUUGAUUCGUUCGUGUCUAUCGCAAUAUGGUUAUGAGAUGAAGAUGCAAACAAGCGAUAUUGCCGCAGCAAAGGAAAGGCUGUGUAGCUACGCUCAUCUUAGUUCAGUCGCCCAACGUAUAGCUAUCGACAGGAUCAUUCCAUACAACUCACAGUCCAGCGAAGAGCGUCACACUAUAGUCGGGAAGUCCAUGGCAGCGUUUAUUGCAGCCGCACAUCUCGACUGUGGGAGAAGCUAUCCACGUACAUGGAAGAUAUUGGAGCAUAUAGGGUUCUUCACCAAAGAGGACAACGGGGUGGAUCCAGCACAGCUACAGGCCAACAUACAUAGGGAUACGCAUCUGCCUAUAGCACUCGCUGGGAAUGGCGACGGACGUGCUGCGACGGUAGAUUUACUACCAAACACGGUCCACGAGAGCGAAUCGAAACGAUGUGGCAAUAUUUCAUUCGAUAUGGGUGGAGAUGGCAAACAAAAGACAAAGCAAGGUCGACGCCAGAAGCAUAAUCCAAUGGCAUCCUUCCUCGAGGAGGAAACCAUGAAGUGUCACGCGAAAUCUGUUCGGCCUCCGCAGGAAUCGUACUUUACUGCAGAAAUCGAGAUGGCCAUGCAAAACCCAGAUCUGAAACAGUGGGAUGAAGUGUUAAAACGGCUAAUAUUAGGUUCUGGCAGCUCGCUGUCAGUUCUGUUGCUAAAGGAGGCAAUUCAAACGUGGCGAGCGAGGGCCGACCUGCCUCAUCUGCAGAUCUCUAAACAUUCAUCGAAGGCAGAGACAUAUACCAACAUCUCCCUUAUAGACCAGAGAAUCACGGGGCUGAAUUUAUUUCGAAGAUACCACAUUUCACACUUAUUCGAAGCAUGUGGUGGAUGUGAGACUCCAACACUUUCAAGGUUUAUUGCAACCCCAGCAAUUACUGCUUCGGGUAUCAGACGGGCUGGCAAUCCCCUCAAGAAUGCAGAGUCAGAACUGACCACAGCGAUGAUGAAGCAAAUGCUUCCUGGUCUCGAACCAGGGUCGUCAGAUUAUAAGAAGGGGUACAAGGAUGUUAACAACCUUCGAUUACUUGCACGGAGAUUUCACAUAUUACAGGAGCAUUUCGGCAAGGGUGUUCUUGCAUUGAUACCUUAUCCGCAGCAUCCCAACCAGACAGGUUUGGAGUUAUCUGACAAUAUGCUCUCCAAGGUGCCGGAACGCAUCUUUCUCCAAAUUGUUUCAAUCCUCUAUCGUUCCCAAGGAAACUAUCUACGGGCAUUGAGCCACGCAGCCGGGCAGGUUAUAGAGAUGAUGCUUUACGAACCUCAAGAACUUUGUCCCAUGCUCCAGCUCGAAACAACAGACAGCAGCUACAUAUUGGAACAACCGAAAGAUCUAGAUACCAUACUUCCUCUUCUCACUUGA